This is a messenger RNA of Gongylonema pulchrum, 801 nucleotides long. Lineage: Eukaryota; Metazoa; Nematoda; Chromadorea; Rhabditida; Gongylonematidae. The record is from the annotation of a GenBank genome assembly.
AUGGGCACGCUGUCGGCGUGUGCGCAGGACGGGGGGAAUGGAAGCUUGAAUCCGAUGUCUUUCACCGAUCAGCAUGGCAAUGUUAUUCUGGAGCGUCUGCGUUACCAGCGUGAUGCCGGCCGCUUCUGUGACGUGUACAUUGUUGUGAAGGAUCGUCAUUUUUGCGCGCAUCGCAAUAUCCUCGCGGCGUGCAGCCCGUACUUUGAUUCGAUCCUGAAAAACUCCAAAGUUGUCAAGGAACAGGUUACAGUGAACUGCCAGAAUCCAGCAGUUUUUGAGUUGUUGCUCAAUUAUAUGUACAGUGGCAGUGUUGUGAUCGAUCGCAGUAGCGUGACGGAUUUGCUCAAACUCGCCAAUAAUUUUUUGGUGACACGAGUGAAGAAUUAUUGCGCGGAGUAUUUGGGCCGUUACAUGGAUUCGGCGAACUGUCUCUCGGUAAAAGAGCUUGCAUCGAAAUAUAAUUUACCGGCGCUGUGCAAAAGCGCAUCUGAAUUUUUCGACGACAACAUCAAUAGGUGUUUGUUGGAAAGUACGGAUAUUGUUGAAUUUUCAUUAGCUCAGCUGAAUGCGUUAUUAUCCGAGCCAAGACAUGCUAAUCCGAUCUCUCCUGAUGUACACCUAAAGUUAAUUGUGCGCUGGAUUGCUCACAGCCCAACACAGCGUGACUCACUGUUCCGAGAAAUGUUGACCGCAUGCCCGUUUGCUUCGCUACAGUCCGCAACCCUGGAGAACCUGCUGGAUUACUCUCCUUUUCUGAUCAGCUGUCAAUCAGCGCGAUAUACACUGAUGCAAAUGAUGUAA